CCAGAAAAAAAAUUAUAUCUAAUUUAUCUAAUAUAUCUGAGAGAGCGAGAGCAAGCUCUUUCAUAUUUAAAACAUUAAUUUAAAUAAGUGAUGUUAUAUGUCACAUUUAACUAGGGAAGACUCUUGCAGAGGUGAGUUAAAGGAGGGAUUUGGAGAAUUAUUGACACAUCCUCUUAACUUAUAUCAGCACUAUUGGAUUCUACAAGAAUAAAUUUAAUUUAAAUUACUGUGACUUAGUCUACUGCUAGUAUGAUAAUGAAAGCUCUGAACAAAAAUAAUGAAUAUAACAAAGAUGAUUUGACAGACAUUGGAGCAAUCUCAUCAGAAAAGCAACUGGGAAGAAUUUUUCCAGUAUAUAGUCUCUUGAUUAGAUUCUCUAAGAAAACCCUUGAUCUCACUCUCGAAUCUGCAGGAGAGUUCAGAUUCAUAGAUACUAAUGAAGGUAGACUAAUAUAUGGACCCAGGAAGUUUGUUGAAAUUGGUCUUGAGUAAUAGACUAGAGCAAAAUAAACAAUGAAAUACUGAAGUUGUGUUGUCAGGCAGCAACAAGUUCAAGGUACAGAUCUUUUUUGUGUUCACAACUGGUCAGAAUCUGUUCAGUGCCGUGCUUGGCUGCAGUGGUUUUUUUGUUCUGGAAUAAGGUCAACGUUGCAUUCUCAGACUAUGAAUUACGUGGGACAGCUUGCAGGACAAGUUUUGGUUACUGUGAAAGAGCUAUAUAAAGGCAUUAACCAGGCCACUCUUUCAGGAUGCAUCGAUGUAAUUGUGGUUCGGCAGCAGAAUGGUACAUAUCAGUGUUCUCCUUUCCAUGUCCGAUUUGGGAAACUUGGUGUUCUGCGUUCUAAGGAAAAAGUGAUUGAUAUAGAAAUUAAUGGAGAGGCAGUUGAUCUUCAUAUGAAGCUGGGUGACAAUGGAGAAGCUUUCUUUGUACAGGAAACUGAAGAAGAAUACGAAAAUGUUCCUGCACAUCUUGCAACCUCUCCAAUACCCACUGAGGAUCAGUUCUUUAAAGAAAUUGAAGAUUGCUUACUGAAGUCAGGUGAAAAUCAAAGGACAUAUCAGAACUCUGAAGUUACUCAUGCCAUAGAAACAGAGACUGUAUUCACCUCAGGGUCUGUAAAGAAGAAAAAGCGAAGAAGAAAGAAAUACAAACAAGAUAGCAAGAAGGAAGAUCAAAUCUCUUCUUCAGGGGUUGAGGAGAUACUUGAAAUAGAAAAAAGCUCUGAUGAUGAGAGAGGUGUUCAACAUCUGAGAGGAUCCUCAAAUUCUUCACCAAAGAGUGAAGAGCAGAAAGAGUCUGUGAUUUAUCACUCCAAGGAUCAUUACCCUUUAUCUGAUGGAGACUGGUCCCCUUCGGAGAAUCCUUUCUCAGAUCCAGUCUGCCCUAAAAGUGAUUCAGAACUAGAAGUGAAACCGGCAGAGAGCUUGCUUAGAGCUGAAUCUCAUAUGGAGUGGACAUGGGGAGGAUUCCCAGAGUCUACUAAGAUAAGCAAGAAGGAUAAAUUGGAGCAUCCUAGAACAGCUACCAUUACCCCAUCAGAAAAGACUCAUUUUAGAGUCAUCCUCAGCUCUGAUGAAGUUGAAGAUGAUUUUUUGGUGAAAGAUUCUGUCUGUACAGUACUAAAACCUGAGCCAAGAACUCACCCUCUGUUUAAGCAGACAGAGGUUAAAGUUUCUCUUGCGUCUGCAGUCACAGAACCUGUGCUGGAGAUCCCUCAAGAAUCAUCUAUAUUAGAUGCUGAACAUCUCCCCAGCCUAUUAGCAGAUAGUACUUCGGAAGCAAAACCACCUUCAAAACUUGACUCUCCUUCAAAAAAGAAAGGGAUGCAGAAGCGAAGCCAACACCAGGGGCCUCAUGAUAUUUACUUGGAUGACUUGAAGGCUUUGGAACCUGAAGUUGCGGCACUCUACUUUCCCAAAAGUGAUUCUGAUCCAAGUUCCAGACAGUGGACUGAGUCAGAUACCCUCUCUGGUUCCCAGUCACCACAGUCAGUGGAAAGUGCUGCUGCAGACAGUGGCACAGAGUGCAUGUCUGAUUCUGCUAUGGAUUUGCCUGAUGUCACGCUUUCUGUCUGUGGCGGUCUAAGUGAAAAUGGAGAGAUAUCUAAAGAAAAAUUCAUGGAACAUAUUAUUACUUACAAUGAAUUUGCUGAAAAUCCAGGACUCAUAGAUAAUCCUAAUCUAGUAAUAAGGAUUUACAACAGGUACUAUAACUGGGCAUUGGCUGCUCCCAUGAUUCUCAGCUUACAGGUGUUCCAGAAAAGUUUGCCUAAGGCUACAGUAGAGUCUUGGGUUAAAGAGAAGAUGCCCAAGAAAUCUGGAAGAUGGUGGUUCUGGCGCAAGAAAGAGAGCAUGGCUAAACAACUACCAGAGGCGAAGGAUGGGAAGUCUGAGGCACAAAGAACAAAUGAUUUGCCAACAGCUACAAAAGAACAAGUUAAUAGCAGGCCGACAGAAGAUGAUUCUUCUAGUGAUGAAGGGUCACAAGAGCUGAAAGAAUCCCUAAAAAUAGAUUCCGUCCCAAUGGAACAUCAAAGUCAUGGAAACAUUACCUCUUAUAAGAAGUCACUUAGAUUGUCUUCAGACCAAAUAGCAAAGCUGAGGCUCAAAGAAGGCCCAAAUGAUGUUGUGUUUAGUAUUACAACUCAAUAUCAAGGUACUUGCCGCUGUGCAGGAACAAUAUAUCUCUGGAACUGGAAUGAUAAAAUCAUCAUCUCUGAUAUUGAUGGAACAAUAACAAAGUCUGAUGCCUUAGGGCAAAUUCUCCCACAGCUUGGCAAGGACUGGACCCAUCAAGGCAUUGCAAAACUCUAUCAUUCCAUCAAUGAGAAUGGUUACAAGUUUCUGUAUUGCUCUGCUCGUGCAAUUGGAAUGGCAGAUAUGACAAGGGGGUACUUACAUUGGGUGAAUGACAAAGGAACAAUCUUACCCAGAGGGCCCCUAUUGUUGUCCCCCAGCAGCUUAUUUUCGGCCUUUCAUAGAGAAGUGAUAGAAAAGAAGCCUGAAAAGUUCAAAAUCGAGUGUUUGAAUGAUAUCAAGAACUUGUUUGUGCCAAGUAAACAGCCUUUCUAUGCUGCUUUUGGAAACAGGCUCAAUGAUGUGUAUGCCUACACGCAAGUGGGAGUCCCUGACUGCAGAAUAUUUACAGUGAAUCCCAAAGGUGAACUGAUCCAGGAACAGACAAAGGGAAACAAAUCCUCGUAUUUCAGGCUAAGUGAGCUUGUGGAACAUGUGUUCCCAUUGCUUAAUAAGGAACAGAGUUCUGCUUUUCUGUUCCCGGAAUUCAGUUCAUUCUGCUUUUGGCGAAAACCAUUUCCUGAAGUGAACAUGGAAGACCUAGUCUGAACAGCUCUACUUACCUGGAGAUGGGAUUUCGUAUCCAGACAUUCAAUUUCAGUAUGAAGAGAGAGAGCUCUGGAGAUGCUAAUUUUAUACAUUGAUACCACGAGUCUUACUAGAGACAAUACUUUUAAGUCUAUGGGUUUGGCACAAACAAAAUGCAAAGUUUCUGUAUCUUUGUCCUUUGACUUUAAGGUAUUUGAGAUCAGCUUAUGUUAUAGCAGCAGGGCUAAAGCACUAGAUGACAACACAAGUGUGGACUUCUUGCUGCGUCUUUGCCUUUCCAUAGAUAUCAAACUCACCUUAAAUAUUGACUUUUUAUAUAUUAAUGUCCUUAAUAUUUUUUUAUAAAAUAAGCCAAAAAGUGCAUGGAAGCUGCCAAAUAGUCAGCCAUGUUAUAGACGAAUGUUCAAAUUGGUAAUUGGGCCAUUUUAAAAAGAGCAACUUUCUGAAACAACUAUGGCUCCAUAUUUCGUAAACAAAAUAUAGAAAAUGCUUUGUCUUUAGUGUUUGACAGGUUGUUAAUGGUCAAAGUUGCAUCUUAAAUGUAAAUAGUUUUGUCACAUGUACAAUUAGAAUGUGCUUGUACAGCACAGUGCUGCUCAUGUUAACUCUGCUUUGUAAAUUUUCCUAAACAUUCAGUGAUUUGACCAUUUUACAGGCUUAUUGCUUAACCUCCUUUUAAAUCAAUUCUGUCUUGAGAAGUUUCAGUAUACCUUUUGAUUCUUGAAUGACUUUUGUUAUUCCCAACUGCCACCUUCCAUGUCAAUUUUCAAUCCAGAGGAAGUUUAGUAAAAGCUUACUCUAAGAGGUGGGAAGUAGGUGUUUUUCAUGGCAUUGAAAUGCAUAUAUCUAUGCACAGUGUGUAGGCCAGUAGAUUAUAUUCAGAGAGUUGUCACUGAAGAAAAUUUAUGUAUUUAAUUUUUUAAUUGAAUCUACUGCAGGACUUUCCAGAAUUGUGUUUAAGGGUUUUCAGUUGUUGAAGGAAGUACAGUAGAGCAAUGAGUGCUACCUGUAAGGCUUGUGUUCUGAAUGCUGUCUUGCAAAGCCAACAGAAUUGUCAGGUAAAUGACCAAGUAUUGCUGUGUGACCGUGCCUUGGCUUCAGGCCAGCUCCUGUAACUAUGCUAACUGCCUCACAGGCCUAAUACUGCCAAUUCCAAAAGCAGCUUGCCUGCGAUCUUCACUGGGUAUCCAAAAAAUUCUUGAAAGGCAAAGUCUUCCUAGAAAGGGUAUUGUAUAAAGCUGGAGAGAGAAAUUCUGUUCUAUGCUAGGGCUGUGAAUGGUUUACCUGUUCCAGUUAACUGGUAAGGAGGAACAGCUCCCCACUUACCACAAUUAACCAAUUAAACAGGAUUUUAUAUGCCUAUUCUGUGCCUCUUAGAACUGCAGAGUAUAAGAGAGGAUAUUCAUCAUAGGCUGUCAGUGAAAACAGGUUUUGUAAAUUUUUAUAAAGAAUUUGUCAGUCUGAGAAUUCUCAAUGUGAGGCUCUAGGUACUAGCUCCAGUAAACUGGAAAAUAAGAUUCACUGAAUAUUUUUGGAUCAGCAUCUCAUUUGAAGUAAAUUAUUUUUUAAUGAACAGCUCACAGCAGCUGGAAUUAUAAGCAAGGAGCUGAAGUUGCAAAGGGGACCUGGCUCUUUUGUGAAGGCUGAGAUGAAGAAAAGGGGUGAGUUAAAUCAGUGGUAACUUACCUGUUCAUGCUGUGCCAUGUAAAUAAAUUAAUUAAAUGGCACCUUCAUUAGAGUAUGUCUUUUUCGGUAUGCUAAUGAUGAUUUCCACUUAGCAGUUCCCCAGAUCAAACAUUUACUUAGUGGUUAAGUAGAUUAGACUGCAUUUUUUUUUAAUGAUCCAAACAAAUGUCUGAAGAUGUAGUAUGUAAGUUAGUAUUUGCAGCAGCUAUAAUUGUAUAAGGAUUACUCAAUCAGGAAUCUCAGUCUUUGUCUUUAAUGGAAGCAGUACUGUGCUGCAAAUGCUGUUAGAGAAAAGUAAUGCUAUUGCUCGUUUAUUAUUUCACAGGGUUCAGGACUGAAUGUGGCCUCUUUUUAUAGAUCAUUGCACAGAGCAAAGGCUUAGGAACCCUAGUCCUUAUAAAACCUCUGUAUCUGUUUUUUCUUGCUUGCUUUCUUUUAAUAGGGAAAAGCAUUUUUCACAAAGGAUAAUAUUUUCAUACAUUGCUUUGAAAAUCAAUGAGAUACGGUCUAAGUGGAAAAAAAUCCCCUCAAUGAUGCAGUCUUUUUAAAAAAAAAAAAAAUAUUUCCAUAAAAGGACUAGAGCUGUAUCUCCUAGAUUAACUCUUCUGUGGUAGCCAGAAUUUCCUUCAGUGGGUUAAGCCAAGGGCACCAGAGACUGAGCUAAAUACAGUUUUGUUUGCUUUUUAAAAAAGCACUUAAUGAAAAACUUAAAACAUCCUGAUGAAAUUCCAGAUUGGGCAGAAUGCAAAAAUAUUUCUACACUUUGGCUGUAAAUGACUUGGCUAUUUUUAUCUUAACCUAGGUUUUCAUUCUGUCUGCAGUUGAACAACAUGCAGUGAUGAAUUCUGUGCACUUUAAGGUCGGUCAGGGCAAAAUCAACAUAGAACUUGAUUUAAAUAAACCGUAUAGGGUCAAAUGUCUCCUUUUAAGCACCAGUAAUUUAAAUUAGUGAGAGCACUUGAGUUUAUGUUGCAGUUUUGGGGUGAAAUUUUGGCAUUUAGGGAUUUCCAAAAAGCUGCUGAAAAAAUGUUGUCCUUCCAUUUUGUGAUGGUUAUAAUUCUGCUAUACAGUUUUUGAUACAAUGCAAAAGUUUUCUUGAGUCUUCCUGAUAAGCAAAUGAGUUUUUUAUUUGAAACCAACUUAGUCUGAGUAGAGCUCCAAAUGUAUGUUAAUGUCACUUGAGAAGUCCAUUUCAGAGACUGAACUUCGGUGUUCUAUGCAUACCAUUGCAUACAUACUUACAGAAGUAAAAUAUCCAGUAUUCCGAACACCUUCAAAAAAGACAUCUCAUUAGAACUGUCAAAUGGUAGGUUUCUGCUACAGUAUUACAAUAUGACGUGGAUAUAUUAGAAUUGUACAUUAGUCUGCUGCCUUUAGCUUAGUGAAGGUAGAUGGUUUGAAAAUAAUGUGCUAAACCUAUUUCAAAUCAGCAGAACUUAAAUCAUUCUUUCUGUGAAAGAGAGGAGCUGUAAAUUGUGUGCAUGCACAUGCACAUGCAUGUAUUUUUGAAGAUGCAGAUCCCCUUUGCAUUGGAACAGUGUUUGAUACCAUAAACUUCCACAGUAUUUCUCUGGGGAUAAGAAAGUAACACUGCAGUUCAGAUCUGGUCAGUCUAUUGGACACUGUCCAUUUCUAUAGUAAUUAUCAUUUAAGCACUUGUAUAUAUAAACAUUUCUGGACUUUUUUUUUUUUUUUUUUUUUUACUUUCAUGUGUUUAAGCUUGUACUUCAAAAAUAUGGCGCUUUUAAUCUUUUUUUAAUGUAGAAGUGCAGGUGUGAUGUGGGAUCAUGUAUUCUUAGCCUCUUGACAUCAUUAUGCUGUUUUUUAGAACAUAAGUCUUCAACUGGCAAAGUCUUAACACUUAAAUCAACUAAAUUACAUAAGUUUGAAUCAUUCUGGCCAAUUGUAAACCAAAAGGAUUAUAUAUUUGACAUUGUAUUCAAGUCUGCUAGAAAUAGAUUCCUCUACAUUAGUUUAAAAAUAAGCAACUGAAUUACAACUUCAUUACAAAUCAUUAGAAGACUGGGUUGAAUUUUAUAUGCCUUUGAAUGUAAUUUUUGCCUAAGAAAGCUGUUUCCUAUGUUAAAUCCUGCUGAGUAGGAUGAAAUUCUGCUUCAUUUUUUUUUAAAGUGUUAAUUAUUUCCAGAUGAAAGCUGCGCAUUUUUGUUUAAGGUACGGGUCAGGAAAACUAAUAUUUUUCCUAUUUCAUUAUUAAAUUGAGAAUAUGUGAAAUAGUUGAUAAACAACACAAUCACUAAUAAGUAAGUGUUACAUUGUCAACUCUGUGAAUAUGCCAGUACAGCAGUCUUUGGGUAAAUAACCCACACUUUGGUGCAGUGUUUAUUGAUGUUCAAAACAAUGUUACCACAAUAAACAAACUUAAAGAGU
Messenger RNA from Pelodiscus sinensis (Chinese soft-shelled turtle), 7419 nucleotides. RefSeq names its product lipin 2 (gene LPIN2). NCBI's taxonomy places the organism in Eukaryota, Metazoa, Chordata, Testudines, Trionychidae. The record is from RefSeq and is a predicted model, not a curated record. Gene Ontology annotation, cellular component: cytosol; nucleus; endoplasmic reticulum membrane. Gene Ontology annotation, molecular function: phosphatidate phosphatase activity; transcription coactivator activity. Gene Ontology annotation, biological process: positive regulation of transcription by RNA polymerase II; triglyceride biosynthetic process; fatty acid catabolic process.